Octopus bimaculoides (California two-spot octopus) is the source of this 4155-nucleotide messenger RNA. Its product is annotated as bone morphogenetic protein 1-like. Lineage: Eukaryota; Metazoa; Mollusca; Cephalopoda; Octopoda; Octopodidae. Gene Ontology annotation, molecular function: metalloendopeptidase activity; zinc ion binding. The record is from RefSeq and is a predicted model, not a curated record. Gene Ontology annotation, biological process: proteolysis.
AUUGUUAACAUGAAAAUUAUUUAUAUGUAGGAAGGAAGCUAAACAAUAUUGUAUUUUCAGGCCGCGACAAAGUCAAGACGAGCGAAAACCUAUUCUGGAACAAUCUACAGGCAAGUUAGUAUUACUUCCCCGUGACGAAGUGAAAAAUUCAAAACUGUUUAGCUUCUUCAUCUUUCGUUGUUCUUUGCUCAUCUUAAUGGCGUCAUCUCCAUAAGCAAUCUGCAGCCGUUUGUGAAUUUGGACAUUCUGAAACACCACUCCAUCAAGAAAUGAAUAACGGGUGAUUAUUUUUUCAAGAAAUGGAAUUGAUCUACUGGUUCCUGGUUUCACUGAGUUUAAUAGACAUGGUGACGUCAAACAAACAGAAGGCAAGAAAAUUACAUAAGAGAGAGCUAAACAAACUAUGGCCAAAUAAUACGAUACUCUACCAAUUCAGUCCUGAAAUGACGAAAAAGGAAAAAGCAGCUGUCCAAUAUGCCUCGAACCAGUAUAUGUAUUUAUCUUGUAUUCGUUUUGUUAACAUGAAUACAUCAGAUGGCAAAGCAAUAAUGGCCAAAAUGAAACACCAAGGAUCAGUUUUGUUUAAGGGAGGAAGUAAAAACUGCUUUGCACAGAUCGGCUUUUUCAAUAGUCAAAGAUCAGCUCGCUGUUGCAGUGCGGAAACAUGUUUACACGAGCUCGGUCAUAUUCUUGGUCUUGCACACGAACAUAAGCGAAAAGACAGAGAUAAUUAUAUUCGAGUGAUGUUCGAAAAUAUUCAAGGUGAAUUUCGAAACAGGAUGUUGUCUGAAAACACACAUGAUAAGAGUGAUUUCGACUUCCAGUCUGUGAUGCUUUAUGGGCCAAUGGCAUUUUCACAGGAAAAAAAAAAUAUUUAUCAAGUUCUUGAUCCCGAUCAGCUCUAUUUAAUCGAUUACCACAAAACGUUGAGCCACUACGAUGCUCAAGACAUUAAUAACUUAUACAACUGUCGCAGACAGCAGUGUCGUUAUUUUAGACAUAAAUGUCGCAAUGAUGGGUUUGUUGUGAUGAUCGAUGGUAUUUGCCAAUGCUUCUGUCCCACCGGCUUAGACCCUGCUACUUACUGCACGAAAAUAUACAGACCAGAUAAAUCUUGGAUCGACUGGCCGGUUGGAAGUUAUGCUUUACCCAGAGCCGGAUCAAAAUGUCCAGGGAAGAAAUGGGUUAAACAAAAUUCUUACCAUUACAUAAAUGGCUUCGUAGAGAAAGGAAAAUCUUCGCAUUUAUCUCAGUUCUUUUUCGAGGGUCACAGCCGCGAAGUACUCUGUUUGUUUAAUGAAUCUAGCAGCAAUAACCACUGGGAAGCUGGAUCCUAUUGUCUAAUGAAGAAUGGACCUUGUCCAAACAAAUUUCAGGAGGGAUACGUGAAAAUAUACCAGUCUAAUAAGAAACAUCGAAGUACAACGUAUAGAUAUUGUUGCCGGAAAGACGGUGCUGCAAUAAAACCGAUAAAACUACCAAUAUCAAUUCCGUUUAUCUUGUUUAUGUCAAACUUGUAUGAAGUUUGUCAAGUCGUAAAAGAUAUGGCAACUUAUAUCGAAGAAAUUAAUUACUUAAGACAUCGAGGAAUUAGGACAUCAUUUGAUGGCGAACAUCCGAAUGUUUACAAGUGGAAAUCUGGUUUAAAAUUUAAAUAUUGUUAUUAUGUUCCUUUGAAACAAGACUGUGGCAGUGUUAUUCAACUAAAAAGGAAAGCUCGAAGUUCAAUAAUAACUUCCCCGAAUUUUCCAAGAAAAUAUAGCGAUAACCUCCUCUGUCAUUGGCUUAUCAAGAGUCCAAAAAAUUCUUUGAUAAGACUUAAAUUUUUGAAAUUUUUCAUCGAAGGCAGGAAGAAAAUAUGUCCAGAUUAUGUUGAGAUUCGUUUCAAUUUAAUAGGUCAACCAGGAAUCAAAUAUUGCGGGAAAAUGCCAAUUAAAGUUAUUGUUUCACGAAAAAACAUGAUGAUGAUAACAAUGAAAACUAACUACAAAUUUUCUAGAAUCGGAUUUAAAGCAAUCGUAGAAUAUGUUGAAGGAAGAAGCCUUUGCUUCAAUUUAAAGGAUCACGGGCGUACAUAUCGUGGUACCGUAGAUAUGACGAAAGAAUUUGACAAGUGCCGUUUCUGGAAUGAAACUACGAAUUGUCGGCAUCAUCCUUUCAAUAGUUGGGACAUAACCAGAGGCAUUGGCAACCACAACCAUUGUCGAAACCCAGGGCAUGGUUUACAGCCUUGGUGUUACACGGAUUCUCAUAACUGCAGUCGAAAAUAUUGUGAUCCCUGUCAGAUUGCCGGAUCUUAUGAUAUGUUCCCCAACUGCAGAAAAUUGAAACGGGAAGACAAAGAAUUUUGUACACGCAAUGUAUCCUCAAUUAAAUUGUGUCACAAAACUUGUGGACAUUAUAUUGGAGCCGAGAGGAAAUUUAAACGUAAUCGGAAAUGUUCGGCACCAAGAAUUACCAAUGGUGAGGUGUUCUAUUUGAAAAAGAAAAGAUAUAAUGUCGGUGAAACAAUCUCGAUUUACUGUCAUCAGAACAAAGAAUGGCAGCAAAACGCUAGUUGUCUCUCGAACAGUCGUUGGAAUAUGGGAAGUAUGUGUGGUAUAUGCCCUUUAGAAUGGACUCACCAUUUUGGGUCAUGUUACCGUUUUUUCCAUGAGCAACGAAUCUAUCAAGAUGCUGAAGAAAAGUGCAAGGAACAUAAUUCUGUGGUACUGGCACCAGAAAAUGAAAGAGAAUAUAAGUUUAUGCUGUCGCAAAUAUAUGCUGAAAGUAGCGUAUGGAUAGGUUUAACGUUAUCAGGUAAAUCCUGGGUUACUAAUGAUCAUCAUCCUCAAUCUUGGACGAAUUGGAAAAAAGGGCAACCAAACUUAAAUAAACCACACGCAAAUUGUGUAGCGUUUUCCACUUUAGAUGAUAAAAAAUGGAGGAAUGUACCGUGUGACUGGUUGCACUUGAAUGCAUUCUUUUGUAAGCGGCCGGCGAUAUACCAAAUUGAGUGUCAAGACCUAAGUGAAGAAUGUUCUGAAUUUAUAAAAAAUUCUCAGCACUUUUGUAAAAAGAAACAGGACUUCGCUUUACAAUAUUGCUCUAAAAGUUGCAAUUUGUGUCAUUUACUACAGGGGUCAAACAAAAAAAAAAGAAAAGAAAACAGUCUACGUCAAAGGAUGGUUCUGCACAGAUCCCAGAUCAAAAUUCCGAAAAGCAGAAAAAUAGUAGUCAUCGACAUCUGCGCCAAUCACAAACAACCCAGCAUCAGAAUCCUUCACCUCUAUCAUUUCAGCGACGAUACAACUUGUAGUCAACGCAUUAGAAUGGAGAUGUGGUUGUCUCGGCCAGACGUGAAGAAAUAUUUAAGAGAAACUGAAAAACCUCUGUCACCGUUAAUACUGAUGAUAACGAACAUGACAGCGGAGACGACAAUAAUGAUGACAUCGAUAUUAUGGUCCCAGAAAGGUGACGAAAACCACCACCACCAACAACAACAACAGCAACAACAAAGCUUUCUCUUAGGACGAUAUGGAUUUAACCAACUCCAGUACGAGCGGUUAUUGAAAAGUUAAUUAGUUAUGAAUUUAUUCAACAUAUUUCCCGCUCAGAUGCACAAACUUAUUGCAGCAGUCUUUCAGUUUUUUCUAAGCUCUGUACAAAGAACUCAAAAUUGGGGCUCCAGCCAGGCUUUUCACGAUACCAUUAAAGCCGGUAACUUUUCAGCAACCCCUAGUAAUGACAAUUAUAAGGUGAUAGGGGAAAUGUUAAUAUGUAGCCAGAAGGGCAGUUUGAGCUCUUUGAACAAAACCACGCCUCCCCACUAUUCUGCAAAUCCAUUCUAAUAUAUUUAUUAUCUAAUAUUAAAACUUUGUGUUUCUUGUAAAUUACCGCAUUUUAAAGUGUAUAGGGAACCCUUUUUUGUCAAAAAUUAGGUUUAAAAAAUACGGGAGUUUCUUAUACAUGGAUGUUUUAACCCGAUACAAAACCUUUUUUCCAAAAUUUAAACCCCCCAAAUUAGUGGGGGGGGGUGUCCUUAUACACGAGGGUUCCAUAUACACGUUAAAUUACGGUAGAUGGUAAACGACGGCCCCAUUUUCGUAUCUGAAAAAGACUUCGGCUGAAAUCAUUGCUAUAUCCAUAUUAAACUCGUUUCCGCUGCAACAUAAA